CCAUGACGAUCAUCUGGGAUGUGGUAUAUAGGGCUGCCGUCGCCAAGACCAAGCUUGUGGCCCGAGCUUCUGGCAGCGAUGCGAGAGAAUCAAACCACCAAUUCACGUCGUCCACCCAACGACGCGACACAUUCUACUCCGACUGUACCGAGCCUUUGCGCUUCUCUGUCGAAGCUGCGACAUUACCUGUGCCUUCCAUUUCUACAAACCGUCCGCUGGACUAGUGAAACAUCGACACAAACGACAUCAUGCUUCCAUUGGGACUUCUGACGGCUGCGACCGGCCACCCUAUGUUGGUCGAACUGAAGAGCGGCGAAACACUGAACGGACUCUUGGUCAAUUGCGAUACAUGGAUGAAUCUCACUCUGAGAGAGGUGGUGCAGACAAGCGCAGAUGGUGACAAGUUUAUGAGGUUACCAGAAAUAUAUGUGCGCGGAAGCACAAUAAAGUACCUUCGAGUACCAGACGAGAUCGUCGAGGUCGUAAAGGAACAGCAGGUCAAGGACCAAGCAAGCCGAGGUGGGCGAGGCAACAUGCACCAGCGAGGAGAGCACCGGGGCGACCGUGGAGGCCGAGGCACGCGGGGGCGUGGACGAGGGCGCGGAAGAGGAGGCGGUGGGGGAGCUUGAAGGAUGAUAUCGCACGCAGUCGCAUGAAAUCUUGCACACGAUGCACAACGUUCCCUGCGCAGGCAGCCUAGAAGUGUUCUAUGCGAGCGCUAUUACCAUUUACCUGAGACAGCAUCAACCAAUGCUGCAUCUCCGCGAAUGAUACUGGUGGUCGUAUAUAUUUUACCCUGGUCACCAGCUAGUUGCAGUCAGAAGGCCUAUCGGCUUACGGAGGACUGAAUUUCCACUCUGAUAUCAUGCACGGGUAAUUAGGGUUUGUCAUUUUAGCAUUGGCAUGCCAGAGACGAACUAGGCUGACGCGAGUAAUAAAUUCAGCACAAGAAACAUAACCUAAUAGUGCGACAACACACCUUACUAUUUGCUGUAUAGGUGUC
Cucurbitaria berberidis CBS 394.84 is the source of this 1003-nucleotide messenger RNA. Its product is annotated as Sm-like ribonucleoprotein. Gene Ontology annotation, cellular component: U6 snRNP; P-body; spliceosomal tri-snRNP complex. Lineage: Eukaryota; Fungi; Ascomycota; Dothideomycetes; Pleosporales; Cucurbitariaceae. The transcript is spliced from 3 exons. Gene Ontology annotation, molecular function: U6 snRNA binding. The record is from RefSeq and is a predicted model, not a curated record. Gene Ontology annotation, biological process: mRNA splicing, via spliceosome; nuclear-transcribed mRNA catabolic process; P-body assembly. The coding region runs from base 249 to 629 and encodes 126 amino acids.